Molecule: messenger RNA, 1413 nt
Organism: Cryptomeria japonica (Japanese cedar)
Lineage: Eukaryota; Viridiplantae; Streptophyta; Pinopsida; Cupressales; Cupressaceae
Product: LRR receptor-like serine/threonine-protein kinase RGI2
Exons: 2
Coding region: 199-1413 (404 amino acids)
Molecular function (GO): protein binding
Source: RefSeq, a predicted model, not a curated record
CACAAUCUACCGGAGAUUUCUUUUCUUACUUUUCGUCGAAGAGACCGAAAUUCAGUCUACUUCCAAAAAUUUUCUCGCCUUCACCAACAUCCAUUUAUUCAUUCAGUGUCUUUCAAAUACCAAGCCAAAUCUGAACCAACAAAACCCAUGCAGCACGGAGAAUUCUGACAAUAGCUUUUAGCUCAGAGCAACGCCACUAUGAGUACAAUUACGGGGGAUGAUUUUGUAGAGCUCCACUUAUCUAAUUUCGGGCUGAAUGCAAGUAUUUGGCAGAUUGUAUGUAAGCUGCAAGCCCUUCAACUUCUUGACCUCUCAAACAAUUUCUUGUCAAUCCCAUCUGAGGAGGAUAUUGGGUCUUGCACCGGUUUGGUUUCCCUGAAUCUCAGCUCCAAUGCCAUGUCAGGUUUCCUUCCUUCCCUUAACCCUCUUCAGAAAUUGCAAUCUCUGGAUUUCUCUUACAAUAAGUUGAGCGGAGGUUUUACGGAGCAGAUAAAAAAUUUGACAGAGCUCAAGAAAUUCAGUGUGGGACACAAUAACUUUGAUGGAGUAGUGACUUUUGGGGGUCUAAAAUUGGAAGUAGUAGUUAUCUCCCAUAACCAUUUUGGUGGGGAUUUCCCCCCAGAGCUUACCAAAUUAAGCAAUUUGAUUUUCCUUGACCUCAGUGGCAACAAUUUUAGCGGCCUGAUCCCUGAUAAUAUUAGCAAUCUUGCCAAGUUGGAAACUCUAAUUCUCUCUUCCAAUAACUUCUCCGGAAGUAUUCCUAAAUCAUUGAAGGCCCUCACCAAGCUGUCACGCUUUGCAAUGAAUCAGAAUAGGCUGAAGGGAACUAUACCUAAUGAGCUAUCAUCCAUCACAGGCCUAGAGUCUCUUUAUAUCAGCAACAAUCAAUUAACUGGAUCUAUUCCUUCAAAAGUGUUUUCUUUGAGCAAUCUGAAGACUCUGGACCUUACCUCCAAUUUGCUUUCUGGAGGCAUCCCUAAGAAUUUCUCAAAAAAUUUGUUUCAGUUGCGUGUGGGAAAUAAUAACCUGACUGGAGCCAUCCCUUCUACAAUUUCAAAUGCCCCAAAUUUGACAUACCUUGAAAUGAAUAACAACUCUCUAAAUGGCUCAAUUCCAGAGCAGCUAGCAAGCUGUACUCAGCUCUUGCUACUUGAUCUCGGAGACAAUUGCUUGGAAGGCCCGUUGAUCUUUGUGCUGCCUAAACUUGUACAGUUGCAGUAUUUGAAACUGGCAAAUAAUAAAUUCAAUGGAAGUAUUCUAGAUAAGCUAUCAAAUUUGGCAAACCUGACAUAUGUGGAUUUGAGUGACAACCUUUUAUCAGGAUCUGUAUCCCCAAAUAUUUUUGAGCUUAAGCAGCUGCAGAAUCUCCGCUUACAAAAUAAUCAUUUAGAAGGAAUUAUCCCAUUGAAUUAG